This is a messenger RNA of Onychomys torridus (southern grasshopper mouse), 738 nucleotides long. It is a transcript of the gene Trim40, whose product is annotated as tripartite motif containing 40. Gene Ontology annotation, molecular function: zinc ion binding. The coding region runs from base 1 to 738 and encodes 245 amino acids. The record is from RefSeq and is a predicted model, not a curated record. The transcript has 5 exons. Lineage: Eukaryota; Metazoa; Chordata; Mammalia; Rodentia; Cricetidae.
AUGGUCCCUCUGUACAAGGACAGCCAGGAGGACAUCUGUCCCAUCUGCCUGGAUCCCCUGAGGGAACCUGUGAGCACCGACUGCAGACAUCUCUUCUGCCGAAUGUGCCUGACCCAACACAUGGAUAAGACCUCUGGGGUCCUCAGCUGCCCAGUCUGCAGGAAGCCCUACUCUGAGGGGGUCCUUGGAGAUGGUUACAUCUGCUACAGCCACCAGAAGAGGGUGUGCAGUUUCUGUGAGACAAGCAGACAUCUCCUGUGUGUGGAAUGCCUCAGGUCCCCUGAACACCAGUCUCAUACUGAGCUCUCCAUUGAAAAUGCCAUCAGCCACUAUAAGGAAAGACUCAUCCGCAGAAGCAGAAAGCUCAGAAAGGACCUGGGGGAUCUUCAACGGCUUAAGGCUCAGGAAGAGGAGAUGCUGCAUGCUCUGCAGGUGGAUUGGGAGAGCCACAGGCUAAGAACUGAGCAGCAGAACCAAGGUCAAACCAAGGAACAGCUGAAGACUCUACCUCAGCAUUGGCUGGACCAACAAGUGGACCUACCAGCAGAGGUGGCCAAGAUCUUUAACUUCUCCGAGGCAGUAACACAGCUCAGCAUCCUGGCUUCUGGCCUGGAAAGGACGGCCAGGGAACUGGAUGCCAGCACUCUGAAGGAUGCCAGUGACUUACUGGACAGGAGUGCGCCACAGAAAUUAGGACUCCUCUCUCAUCUUCCUCCAGCCAGCCCAAACCUCAAUUAG